UUAUUUUUUGAGGGCGGUCAAGGAAACAUUGUUGAUGAAAAUGGGAACGAUUCCAUGGAAAUUGUUGAAGAGGGAGCUCCUCGUCAAUUAGAGGAUGUAAGCUCGCACACUACCUAUCUGCAAGAACGAGCUAAAAUUGAACAAGCCGAGCAUGAGAAAGCUACUGUAGAGGAAGCUGAGAAGCUCAGAAAGCCAGUACGACGACAGCCACAUAAUGUUCGUGUUAGGGAUGAAAUCAAAGCCGAAGCUGCUCAUUUGGUUGAUAUUCAUCCAAAGAACAGUGCCCGUGCCGUAGCCUUAGAGCUUAACCUGCAACCCAUGAGCGUUCAGAGAUGGUACAAGGCAUGGCAGGAGGACUCUGACUCUCUCUUCAAACCUUUGGGCCGGCCCCCAAUCAUCGAACCAGAAGGAGAGCUCGCCAAGGAUACAAAAAAGUUUGUAAUAGAAUAUUUCUAUGAGAAGUCGACAGCAACUGUUGAUCAAUUGAUGGAAGCAAUGACAGACAAAUUCCGGGGAUUAACCAUCUCUAAAGCUACAGUCUACCGCUACAUGCAGGAUUAUUGA
Molecule: messenger RNA, 564 nt
Organism: Mycotypha africana
Lineage: Eukaryota; Fungi; Mucoromycota; Mucoromycetes; Mucorales; Mycotyphaceae
Exons: 2
Source: RefSeq, a predicted model, not a curated record